AUGGUCAAGCUCGGUGCUCUCGCCUUUGGGCUGCUCACAAUCGUCGCUCAGGUGAGCGCUCAGCAGACAGUCAAGGUCAUGCCGUUUGGUGCUUCCAUAGUCAGCAGAUGUUGGCGCGCCAACCUCCAGACCAAGCUCCGCAACGACAAGGUCACAAACUUCGACUUUGUCGGCUCGCAAACUGGCAGCUGUGCUGGGGCUUCGAUAGACCAGGACCACGAGGGCCACCCAGGCUCUCUCGCCACGGACUACGCGAAGAACGGCAACCUGACCGUCUGGCUCAAUGCCAACCCGCCUGAUGUCAUCCUCAUGCUGCUCGGGACCAACGACGUGCUCAUCGGCAAGAAGUCGACGGGCGAUGUCCUCAAAGCCUACGACGUCCUGAUCGACCAGAUGCGCGCCAAAAACCCAAAGAUGUACCUCAUCUUCUCCAACCUGCUGCCAUUGGAUCCCAAGCGCUGGCCCCAGAGCGGUGCUGAUGGCAUCGUCAAUCUCAAUGCUGCCAUCAAGCAGUACGCACCGAGCAAGAACACGCGCGCCAGCCCCGUGGUCUUUGUCGACAACUUCACCGGCUUCGACGCCGUGGCCGACACAACGGAUGGCGAGCACCCGAAUGAUUCUGGAAACGAGAAGAUGGCGACCAAGUUCUUUGCCGCAACGAGAGAUGCAAUUAAAGCUGUGAGUGCCACCAAGAAGACGACGCGUGCGGGUGGCUUCUUGAGCCGAAGGCUGGCGAUGCUGGCGCAGUAGGAGGAGAAUACACAUGUGGGAUGAUUUGAUGACACGACCUGUUAUGAUUAACGACUUAAUGUCUGAUGCAUAAGCAAGUUUUUUUUUCUGUUCCGGCGUCUUGACUUUGUAGAAACGUUGAUGAGGACCGUGAAUUGACCAAUUGUAUAGAUUGCACCCGACUCACCUGAGAAUCCCCAGGCUCUAGCUCCAGCCCAAGCUCAAGGCCAGAAUGAGACCCCUCCCAUGGUGACAUCGACCGCAAGGGUGACUGCUCAAGCCCAAAGCAAUUCUCCGGCAGCAGCCACAAGCAUCGUGCUUAUGACAGCACAAACGCAAGCGAAAGGCUCAGCAACCUCAGUUGCGACGACCACCGCAACCCAGGGCAGCCAACAGACAUCAUCGGCCACGAGUCUGAGGGCUGCGUGGCCUCUGAACGUGUGGAGAGGUGUCUCAGCGGUUUUUAGAGGAUCGCGGCAGAGCGUGCUAUAG
Messenger RNA from Ascochyta rabiei, 1221 nucleotides. RefSeq lists its product as uncharacterized. The transcript has 2 exons. The record is from RefSeq and is a predicted model, not a curated record. NCBI's taxonomy places the organism in Eukaryota, Fungi, Ascomycota, Dothideomycetes, Pleosporales, Didymellaceae. Gene Ontology annotation, molecular function: phosphatidylcholine lysophospholipase A1 activity. Bases 1 to 750 code for a protein of 249 amino acids.